Molecule: messenger RNA, 672 nt
Organism: Aspergillus fischeri NRRL 181
Lineage: Eukaryota; Fungi; Ascomycota; Eurotiomycetes; Eurotiales; Aspergillaceae
Product: putative DSBA family oxidoreductase
Exons: 5
Coding region: 1-672 (223 amino acids)
Biological process (GO): glutathione metabolic process
Cellular component (GO): mitochondrion; peroxisome
Molecular function (GO): glutathione transferase activity; glutathione peroxidase activity
Source: RefSeq, a predicted model, not a curated record
AUGGGCAAGAAAAUAGAAUGUUACCUUGACUGCGUAUCACCCUACAGCUUCUACGCUUUCACGUAUCUCCAGCAGAAUGCAGACGCGCUCGCCUCACUAGGCGUAGAAAUCGAAUACAUCCCCGUCUUCCUGGGAGGCAUCAACGUAGGAAGCGGAAACAAACCCCCCUGGACCCUCCCCGCCAAAGCCGCCUACUCGACAUACGACGGCAAACGCGCCCAAAAGUACUUCGGGCAUGACUUUGAAGUACCCGCGUUCUUCCCUAUUCUCUCGCUUCUGCCCCAACGAGCACUCACAUACAUCAAACGCAAGCACGCGCACAAACUCGUCCCUGCUUUCCUCGCCUGCUUCGAGACGACGUGGAAUGGUCAGUUGGAUAUCUCCAAGCCGGAGAAUCUGUCCAAGGCAUUAUCGAAGGCAUUCUUAGGUUCUGAGGUUGAGGAGAUACUGGCUGCGGCGGCGAGUCCUGAGAUCAAGAACGAGCUCACGGCGACGACGGAGAGGGUUGUCAAAGAGCUGGGGGCGUUUGGGUGCCCGUGGUUCUGGGUGACUAAUGGCGAGGGGAAGUCGGAACCGUUCUUUGGGAGUGAUCGCUUUCAUUUCAUGUGGGAUUUCUUGGAGUUGCCGCAUGAGGAUUUGAGAUUAAAGGUUGAGGGAAAGGCGAAGUUGUAG